Molecule: messenger RNA, 10588 nt
Organism: Lepisosteus oculatus (spotted gar)
Lineage: Eukaryota; Metazoa; Chordata; Actinopteri; Semionotiformes; Lepisosteidae
Gene: plce1
Product: phospholipase C, epsilon 1
Biological process (GO): small GTPase-mediated signal transduction; phosphatidylinositol-mediated signaling; lipid metabolic process
Molecular function (GO): phosphatidylinositol-4,5-bisphosphate phospholipase C activity; guanyl-nucleotide exchange factor activity
Source: RefSeq, a predicted model, not a curated record
UGUACGAAGCUGCCGGCAGACUUAAAUGUUCGGGACGCAACGCAAAUCCUGGAAAGAGCCGCUAUAGCAAACCCCGGUAGCAGCAUUCAGCCGUUUGGCAAUUGGGUAGCUCAGACAUUCCAUUGGUGUGACACAACACACAGCAAACUUCACUUUUUUUUCUGCUUAUCUGGGUCCAGCUAUUGUGUUGCUCACACAUUGCCGUGUCGCCUGGACCUCCCAUUUAACUUUGACUCUCAUUAGCAACAUUGCCGCGGUGGUGGGGAGCUCUGAGCCGACCGCGUCUGAAACGCGCAAUUUCCAAAUACUGUAACUACAGUUACUGCGGCUGCACAUGGGCAGGCGUACUGUGGCUGGUCCCUAUCUUUGGUUGUUAUUCUACUCACAUGCGAGCGGCUCCCUUGUGCCAGAGGGCUCCCAGAGGAAGGCGCUGCAGAAGGAGUGAAGUGGGCUGAGCUGGGCCUGCGGUGACGCUGUGUUCCUCUGUGCGCGAGAGGAACAAUUUGCCUGUCAUAUCAGAAAACAUAACAUUGAUAUGCAAACUCUACACUCAGCAGCCGUUUACUCAGGAAAUUCUUCCAUCUCAGAAGAUAGGUUUUCCUUGCCUGGGUUUCACAGCUGGAACAGUUUUAUUGCUUGUUAGCAGCACAUGUGCUGCAAGCAUGCAGGGUCUGCAGGCUGUUUAAAGUCGCUGCUUGGUCUGAAAGGUGAUUUCCAACAAGGCAGUCUUUCCCUAGAUGGUCUGUGACAUGAAGGUGAGUGAGGAGACCCAGAGGACUAUAUCUGCCCUGCAUGUCGCCAUGACCUCUGAAGACGCUGGUGUCUCUGUGCUCGGUGCCUUGGGUCAAGUGAGAAUGGCAUCUGCCUUGUCAGCUGGGACCACAAAUAACUUGAGCACGGCAGACAGGAGUUUCUUUCAGAACCACACAGGCGACUUGGCUGGAGGUCUCCCUUACUGCAGCUCGGCAGUGGCCGGCGCCCCCUCCCUGUGCCCUGAGCCCAUGGCCACUGUUCCGCCACACCCUGCCAGGGCAGAGGCAGCCCGCGACCGCAGCGCACGCAAGUUUUUGGACACAGAAUCUGUGGCGUCGGAUUCCGCCGGACACGUUGACAGGCUGGACCACUGCAGCUGCACGCAGAGGGAUAGCACAAGCAGAUUCGAUUGCAACCAGCUGUGUCAGACAUGUGAUCCCGAGGAAGCUCGCAGAGCUUGCCAGGAGCUGGCCUCUCCUAGCGAAGAGUCCAGCAGCUUGCCUCAGCAAAACGAGCUGCAGUUGGAAGUGAAGGGCUUCUCUUUUGAUGCUUCUUUGUUCGCGGGGGGUUUCCCAGAGGUGAGCUGCUUAGUAGGAAACACUUGCCACCUGGAUUCAGGUGUCAGGCAUGAAGUUGUGUCCUGUCAGUUCGGGACAAGAGGAACCAGCCCACCGCGGUUCUCGGACUGGGCUCCGGGCAUGAGGAGCGCCUGUGGAGGUAGCCCACCAUGGGUGGUGAAGCCCUGCCUGAACGUGACGUGUGACCUCUGGGUUGAGGAUAGGCACUCUAGCUUGGAAAGGCGCCACAGGAAGAACAAACCCAAGUGCCCCGCUGACGGCCCCUGUGGCAGCCCACCUCCGGUGGGAACGGGCCUGAAGCAGACCGGCAGCCCCCAGAGCAAUGGGCACGAUGGCGCAGCAGAGUGGCCAGCGGGCGAGUUCGUCCGCAACAAGAAGGAACGCUCCACUCUUCUAGUCAGGAGGUAUUACAAAAACAACAAGGAGGUGAAGAAAUCAGUGUAUACUGGCACGAGAGCCAUCGUCAGGACUUUGCCCUCAGGACACAUAGGAGAAAAAGUAUGGGCGGCGGUUUCCAGAAAGAGGUAUCAUGUAUGUAAAACACUGAGCAGGUCUUGGACUGAACGCACUGCUGAGCUGGAGGUGUUCAAUUCUCGGCCUCACAGGAUCCUCUACUGCCUGCUUUGGGCCAACAGCGGUGAGAUCCACGAUGCGCUGAGGGGUGGAGAGGGGGAAGGGGGCUGCGGAAACCUGCUCCAUCCUUCCAGAAAGCUCCUGGCCUCAGCAGUUGCCGGCUGCCGCGCUGGAGGUUGCUACGAAAUCCAGCCAUGUGCCUGUAGCGUGCUGCCUAACUACCGCGCCACUCUGCAAAGAACAGCCGUCUCCGGACACAUUACCGGGGCCCUGCUGGAGGCCACGACUUCCGUAGGAGCACGCAGUGGACUGCCAGGCGUCAUCACCGGCUCCACCGGCAGAACCAUGCUGAAAGAACGCCAGGUGUGUGGGACCAUGGCGGGGUCGAGCACUUUGCCUUCGAACAUGACGGGAAUCAGUAAAGAGCUGGCUGACCUGCGGCACCUCAUCCAGUUCCCCGAGGAGAUCGCCAGCAUUCUGACAGAGCAGGAGCAGCAGCUGUAUCGCAGAGUCUUUCCCCUCGAUUACCUCUGCUUCCUGACCAGAGACUUGGGCAGCCCCGAAUGCCAGAAACGCCACCCCCACCUCAAAGCCUCCCUCUCUGCCCCGGCCAUGUCCACGAAGAGUGGGGAUCGCAACACCGUGGAGGACCUUGUCACGCGCUUCAACGAGGUGAGUUCAUGGGUAACCUGGCUGAUCCUGACUGCAGGUUCCAUGGAGGAGAAACGGGAGGUCUUCUCCUAUCUCGUCCACGUGGCCAAGUGCUGCUGGAACAUGGGCAAUUACAAUGCGGUGAUGGAAUUCCUGGCAGGCCUGAGGUCUCGGAAGGUGCUGAAGAUGUGGCAGUUCAUGGACCAGUCCGACAUCGAGACCAUGCGAAGUCUGAAGGACGCCAUGGCACAGCACGAGUCCUCCUCCGAGUACAGGAAGGUCGUCACCCGAGCCCUCAACAUUCCUGGCUGCAAAGUAGUGCCCUUCUGCGGCGUCUUUCUGAAGGAGCUCUGCGAUGCUCUGGACGGAGCCUCCAGCCUCAUCCACUUCCGCCCUCGCUUCAGCUCGCAAGAGGAGUCCAUUGAGUUUGUCGCAGAUUACAACGGGCAGGACCACUUCCUGCUGCGGGCCGGGAAGGAGGGCCUGAACAACUCGGAAAAAGAGGCCACCGUCAGCAACAUCUUGCAAACCAUUCGCUCCUGCAACCGUAGCCUGGAGUCCGAGGAGAGCGAAGAUGGCAUCACCGAGGGCACGGCCUCACGGCAGAACUCCUUCAAGGACCGGAACAAAUACCACUCAGCCCCUGUCAGGAAAACGUCUGAUUCGAACCGUGUCUUAUUCAUCGUGGGAGACCUGUCAGACUCCGAGGGAGACCUGUUGGAGUCCCCCAGGGAUGUGGAUACGCAGGGAGCUGAAGAGCAGCAGAGGGCCUUCGGCCAUGGCACGGAGCUCAUCCCCUGGUACGUCCUAUCCAUCAGGGCUGAUGUUCAUCAGUUUCUGCUCCAAGGGGCCACCGUUAUUCAUUACGACCAGGAAGCCCACCUCUCUGCCCGCUGCUUCUUGAAACUGCAGCCUGACAACUGUUUCUUAACCUGGUCAAAGCCCCAGAGCUGCUGCCCGUCGAAUGGCAAAACCACUGAGUUUUCUUACUGCAGACCUCAGUAUUUUGGACAGAUAGUGCUGAACGGACUAGCCGACGGGUUCCUGGACUUGUCAAUGGCCAAGGCUGUUUUCAUGGGCCACCCUGGAAUCGACACCCACGCUGUCUGUGUGCAGAACAAGCUGUGUGGCAUGACCCUGGAAGAGAAUGGAGUGACCCUGCUGUACGGACUUCACACUACUGAUAACAAGCUCUUGCACUUUGUGGCCCCGAAAUAUACUGCCAGGAUGCUGUACGACGGACUGCAGGCGCUGGUCAGUGCAGUGAGGAAAAUGAAGAAGUUUCCGGACCAGCGACUGCAGUGGCUGAGGAAGCAGUAUAUCAGCCUCUAUCAGGAAGAUGGCAAGUACGAGGGUCCCACCCUGGCCCAGGCCAUAGAGCUGUUUGGAGGCCGACGGUGGAACGUGGGAAGCACGAGCACUGGCACCCUGAGCAGGACCACCGAGAAGCCCAGCACCCAGAAAAACAGCGCGCUGGCCAUCAAUACCACCAAGAAGAAGAAAAAAUCCUUGAUGAGGGGGGACAGUGGGGAUGCCACUGAUGAUGAAAUGGCAUCUCGUAAAACAAGGAGCUGUAAGGAAUCACGCGGCAGGAGUGGCUCUGACCCACCAGACACUGGAGAGCCAGACGAACCAGAGGAGAGCGGUGCCCUGGGAAUCUCCGGACCCCAGGCUCUGUCUUCCAAUAAAACUCUCUUCCUCUGUGCUGCCAGCCCCCCCGGCACAGUGACCUCCCCCCCUGCCCGGCCGCACUCCUCUCCCGUGUUAUCCUCUGCCAGUAAGGGCCAGACAGGCACCUGGAGCAGUCGCAGCUGGCAUGGCCCUGCCAAGGGCAGCUUGAAGGGCUUCCAGAACUUCAUGAUCUCAGACAGUAUCAUGAGCUUCACAGAAUUUGUGGAGCUUUUUAAGUCUUUCAGCAUUCGAAGUCGGAAGGACCUGAAGGAGCUUUUUGAUAUCUACGCUGUGCCAUGUAGUCGCUCAAGCACUGAUACAGCUCCGCUGUAUACCAGCCUGAAAAUUGAUGACAACAUCACUGGCCUACAACCAGACCUUGACUUAUUGACCCGGAAUGGGUCUGAUCUCGGCCUCUUCAUACGAACCAGGCAGCAGAUGUCUGAUAACCAGAAGCAGAUUUCGGACGCCAUUGCAGCAGCCAGUAUUGUCACCAAUGGCACAGGUGUGGAGAGCGCCUCUCUGGGUGUGCUUGGAAUGGCCAUCUUGCAGCUCAACGACUUCCUGGUAAACUGUCAGGGAGAGCAUCACACCUACGAUGAAAUCCUCAGCAUCAUUCAGAAAUUUGAACCCUCUGCGAGUAUGCGCCAAAUGGGCUGGAUGUCAUUUGAGGGGUUUGCAAGGUUUUUGAUGGACAAAGAUAACUUUGCUUCUAAAAAUGAGGAGUCCCAAGUGAACACGGAGGACCUCCAGUAUCCACUGUCCUAUUAUUACAUCGAGUCUUCACACAACACCUACCUCACGGGCCACCAGCUGAAAGGGGAGUCCUCAGUGGAGCUCUACAGUCAGGUGCUCUUACAAGGCUGCAGGAGUGUGGAGCUGGAUUGCUGGGAUGGGGAUGAUGGCAUGCCUAUUAUCUAUCACGGCCACACUCUCACUACCAAAAUCCCCUUCAAGGAUGUUGUGGAAGCUAUAAAUCGCACUGCUUUUGUGAACUCGGAGAUGCCUGUUAUCCUGUCAAUAGAAAAUCACUGUUCCUUGCCUCAGCAACGCAAAAUGGCAGAAAUCUUUAAGAGUGUUUUCGGAGACAAACUGGUGACAAAGUUCCUGUUUGAAAGCGAUUUCUCUGAUGACCCACUGCUGCCUUCUCCUUUGCAACUGAAAGGAAGGAUUCUUCUAAAAAACAAAAAGCUUAAAGCACAUCAAGCGCCAGUGGAUAUCCUUAAGCAAAAGGCUCAUCAGCUGGCGCACAUGCAGGCACAGGCAAGCACCGGCACGCCCCAGGGCAACACCCCCAGCAACAACGAAGAUGAGGAGGAGGAGGAAGAUGAGUAUGACUACGACUACGAAUCUCUGUCCGAUGCUGAUGUCCUUACUGCUUCUCCUGCUUCUAAUGGCCAGGAAGAUAACAUACUUGACGAUCGACCUGAGGGGAAGUCAUUAAGUGAUAAAUUUCAGUUUGAAUACAGUGAUGAAACUCCAAAGAGAAUUAAAAAGGCAGACAGUACAAUGCAAAGCAAAGGAAAGGUUUUUGAUAUGGAGCUAGGCGAAGAGUUUUAUCUUCCACAGAACAAGAAGGAGAGCAGACAAAUUGCACAGGAACUUUCGGAUUUGAUUAUAUACUGCCAGGCGGUCAAAUUCCCAGGCCUUUCAACUCUAGAUCCAUCGACAUCUGGCAGAGGAAAAGAGAGAAAGUCUAAGAAGUCCAUCUUUGGAACUAAUCCUGGUAAAACCAGCCCAGGGGAGUCUAUGACAUUGGUCAGAGCAUCUGGAAAAGGUACUUUUGAUGGGUCGCGACUCAGCUGGGAGGAGUCCCCUGGGCCCCUGGUGAAUCCCAACACCUCUCUGAGCGCCAUCAUUCGGACGCCAAAGUGCUACCACAUCUCCUCGGUGAACGAGAACGCGGCCAAGCGCCUCUGCCGGAGGUAUUCGCAGAAGCUGAUUCAGCACACCACCUGCCAGCUCCUGAGGACGUACCCUGCUGCCACCCGCAUCGACUCUGCCAACCCCAACCCCCUGAUAUUCUGGCUGCAUGGCAUCCAGCUCGUGGCCCUCAAUUACCAGACAGACGACCUCCCCAUGCACUUGAACGCUGCGAUGUUUGAGGCCAACGGGGGCUGUGGUUAUGUGCUGAAGCCGCCCGUGCUGUGGGACAGGAACUGCCCCAUGUACCAGAACUUUUACCCUCUGGAAAGAGACGUGGAAAGCAUGGGCCCCACUGUGUAUUCCCUCACAAUCAUUUCAGGCCAGAACGUCUGUCCUGGCAACACAGCAGGAAGCCCGUGCGUUGAAAUUGACGUCCUGGGCAUGCCCAUAGACAGCUGCCACUUCCGCACCAAGCCCAUCCACCGGAACACCCUGAACCCCAUGUGGAACGAGCAGCUCCUCUUCCACCUCUACUUCGAGGACAUGGUGUUCGUCCGCUUCACCGUGGUGGAGAACAACAGCUCGCAGGUCACGGCCCAGAGGAUAGUGCCCCUGAAGGCCCUGGAGCAAGGGUACAGACAUUUACAGCUGAGGAAUCUGCACAAUGAACCACUGGAAGUUUCCAGCCUCUUUAUAUACAGUCGGAGAACGGAGGAGAACCCCAGUGGCAAUAUUGUACCUGCAUCAACACUAUUCAGCACGGAGGAGCGUCGAGCAGCUGUCCAGUUCAAAGUGACUGUCCAUGGGGUCCCGGGCCCAGAGCCCUUCACUGUACUGUCAGUGAGUGAAAAGACCAGCGCCAGACAGCUCCUCCACAGGGCACUUGCCUCGACUCAGGGCUCCACGUCAGACUACUUCCUAUCGGAGGAGAAGGUGCCCUUGUCGAAGGAGAGGAGUGAAGCCCGGAAACAGACGCUUCAGCGAGCCAUUGGACCUGAGGAGGAGAUUCUCAAAGUGCUGCGCAGCUGGUUCCCAGAGGAGGGUUAUGUGGGAAGAAUCUGCCUGAAAACCAAGGAAGACAGUCCGAAUGAGGGCACCCCCCCAAUGGAGGGUGUGGAGGAAGCGAGCAGCGGCACAGACGAGGACACUUUCUUCGUCCAGGUGCACGACGUCUCUCCUGAGCAGCCCCGCACUGUCAUCAAAGCGCCCCGUCUCAGCACUGCCCAGGACGUCAUCCAGCAGACACUCUGCAAGGCUAAGUACUCCUGCAGUAUCCUCAGCAAUCCCAACCCUGGUGAUUAUGUGCUCAUGGAAGAAGUCUUCAAGGAACCUACAAACAAAAAAGCCUCAACUUCCAAGCCUUUACAGCGCAUCCUGUUUGAUCAGGAGUGCGUUUACCAGGCCCAGAGCAAGUGGAAAGGGGCGGGGAAGUUCAUCCUCAAGCUCAAAGAACAGGUGCAGACUGCUCGCGAUGACAAGCGGAAAGGGAUUUCCUUUGCCAAUGAGUUGAAGAAAUUAACCAAGUCUGGGAAGCCCAGUAAAAGUGCGUUGGGAACGGCUCAGGCUGUAACCCCCGAAAGUGUGCAGAGAAGCUUUUCCGAAGGACUCAAAGCUCUGGUUGUGGACAGCAGAUCACAGGCAGAAAGACUCCAAGCCAGUGGCACAGAGAGGCUGACCCUGCAGGGCCAAACUCCCUCUUCUCCUACCUGGGCUUUCCCUCUACUCAGAAACUGGAAGUUGCACAAAUGAGUCCGGUACCAAGCAGGUACAUGUGGAAAUUCAAGAGAGGAAGGUGUUGGUGGAGCCCCUCUCCCUCGCUACACACACAAAUAUCUUGGGCUUGAUUGUCUGGCAGGUAACUUUCGUGAGCUGAACGUCUGCUACACAAAGCUCAGGCCUCCUGGUUUUCUUAGGACCGUUCACUCUGAAGGUGAGGUGAAGACUUUUGAAGUGGUGGUGAACAAUGUGUCAGUUAUCGUUGGGCGAGAGGCCAUCCAGGUGGUCACUACAAUAUUUUAAGUAAAUCCAGCUGUUCAUUCCCCCCCCGGGGAAGGGGAGAAGUAUUUAAGUCAACAGCAGUCUGCUAAGUAUUGAUAAAAAAUACUUCAUGGUUAUAUAUGGAUAUAUAUCUAUAUUAAUUCGCAGAAACGUUUAUGUGUUGAAGUAAAAGGUAAAAGUUUUUUUUCAGGGCAGACAUGCUGGUGUAUUUGUGAAGUGGGAGAGGUCUGCUCUUCGUCCCACUGAAGAGGUGACUAACAAGCUGGCUUGUUAGGAUCACUUCCAAUGAACUUCUUUUAUCAAGUACUGUAAUAUACAUGUAUUACAUGUGUUUUAGAGAUAGCUUGUGGUUUGUGAACCAGUUCAAUUAUAUUUUGCACUUUUUUCUUCUUUUCAAGGUAAUUUGUGAUGAAAUAAUGCUGUGGUACUGCAUUACCCAACUGCAUCAUCCGUUGUUGCCUAAAUGUUGUAAAUGAUGAUGUAGAUACAAAUUCUGCUGUGUAACUAACACAAUCUGAAUUGUUCUCUUUGUGGUGACUUCAUUUAAAACUCUUUCUUUUGUUUAGAUUCAGAGUGACAGAAUAUGUUCAAUAAAUAGUAACUGAUCUUUUAAGAGCUUCAGUAACAAUCAUGAAGAGGCUAUUUUUGUUAUCCUAAUUUUGCUAGCUAGCUUCUUGAUUUAAAAAUCCUAAAUUCUUUAUUGAAGGAUCCAAUAUUUCCUAGUUAUCACCAGAUAAGUUCUGUUGUUUUUAAUGUUUUUUCUGAAGUUUUUAAGAUUUUUUUAGAUGGCCAUUUGGAUAUGAAUUGCUACAGUAAACAAAGAAUGUGUGUCUUAAUACAUUUAAAAAUUGUAUGAAGAACAAAAUGUAUGAUGUACGAAAAUGUCAAUAUGUACAUGUCAUGUUAAAUAUUGUAUUUGUGUGGAAAUCUGUGAAUGUAUUCUAUGAUUAUUAUGUGAAUUAUUUAUACCAUUUUAAAACCUUUUAUUUUUUUAUUGGUGGUAUCUUACUCAGAUCCUAGCCAAACACAAAAAAAUCUAUUGAUAAUUUUAUUAUUGUAGCUGCUUGUAGUAGGGCUCAAGUAUUGAACAGAAAAAGUGCACUAGUCCUGGGCUGGUUUUUGUCAUGAGAUUAUUUUCUUUGACCUUAUCAUGCAAAGUGAAAUAUUUAAUCUUUUAAUAGGUUUAAGUUUUUGUCUGUCAGAGAAGUUUUGCUUUUACACAACCACCAUUCUGCUGUUGGUUUAUUUGGUUAUAUAACUGACAACAUAGGAUAGAAACUUAGAUUAAUGUUCUCACAAGGGCAUUGUUACACUCUUUUGCAAUAACCUUCAUUGUGGAAGAUAAAAUAUUUUGUUUGUUACUCUUUAAUGGACCAUAAUACAGUCCAAAAUAUAUUUUAAAGUUUGUUUAAGGGUUUUCCAAAUGUCUUGUUUAACUUGAAGUGAGAUUAUUUUUUAAUAAGUACAGUAAGUACAGUACCCUUAACAGGUCAUUACCUUUAGAUAUUUGUACUAUUAUAGAAGCCAACUAAGAAUUGUGUCACAAAAGAUGCACCAUUACAUACUCAUAAGCCUUAAGUGGUAGAUUGUACAAGCAUCUUCCAUAAAACUACAGAACUUUGACCUCAGCAACAACCCAAUGUUUUUACCUUUCAGCCUAAUCACAAGUUCAGUGUUUUGUGUAUUUAAAUAUAGAUUUAACUUAUUUCAUGUUACAGCCCUGGUUGGCUGUAUAUAUAUUGUGAGCUGUGUACAUAGCAUAAGUACUUAUUUUUUAAAAGUUGGGUUUUGGUGUUACUAUAGAAAUGAACCUUAUUUAAAAGAACUGACUAAUUUAUUUGGCACAAAAAUCUUUACACUUUUCUUUUCUUCAGAUGUUAUUGACAAUUAAGUGCAUUUACGUAAAGCUGAACGCUACUAGAUUGUGGAAGAUUGUCUUUCAGUCAAAUGAGUGUGUAAUCCAUAAGGUGAUGUUUUGCAUACUCACCAUCAUACAUUUCUUUAACAUCUUUAAGUGUAAACUUGUAUUUCUGAACUAUAUUAACUAAUGCCUACAUUAUUUAAACAUUUGUCUGCAGUAUGAGCACUAUAGUGUUACAUAACAUUUUUAGUUAUCUUUUAGAGUCUUCAGCGAGUUUUUCUUUUGAUGCCUUUUAAUCAUGUCUUUUACUUUUUACAAAGGCAAACAUCUAAACUUCCUAAAACAUUCUUGUUAGUAAAAUAUAACACAAGAACAAUCUUUUGACAAAUUGCAAGAAACUUUUUAGUUUUUGUUAAUCCUAUAAAAAUUGAUAAAAAGCAUUUUGUUUGUAAUUUGGUACAACUACAGAAAUUGUUACAUUUUUUUCUUCACCUGACCAUACCAGUCUUCAUGUACCACAAACAUGUUGCAUAGUGUAUGUAAGUGAAAAUUGUUUUAGACACUGCUAUAUCUCUGCCAAAUUGAAAAGUGCAUACGUGUAUUAGAAUAAGUAAUAAAAGACUUCAUGAUCUCCCUU